Messenger RNA from Triticum aestivum (bread wheat), 537 nucleotides. RefSeq lists its product as uncharacterized. The transcript has 8 exons. Bases 1 to 537 code for a protein of 178 amino acids. Lineage: Eukaryota; Viridiplantae; Streptophyta; Magnoliopsida; Poales; Poaceae. The record is from RefSeq and is a predicted model, not a curated record.
AUGGACGAGCUCAAGCCGGGUCAUGUGGGCGCGUUGGUUAGCGCGGCGGCGGCCGUGGCCGAGCUCGAGCCCGGGUGCACCGGCGAGGUUGUCUUGCAGGUAGUUCGAGGGUGUGACCUCUUGGCCGUGCGGUUUGCUUGCCGUCACCUUGGCCGCCGGCGUGCCGUUGAAGAGUCGGAUAAGUUGUGGCUCUUCGAGGAUAGCUCACAUUGCUUAGUUGCGCAGAGAACUAGGAGAUCUCAUCUAACUAUCUUGGCUGAGCUUGUUCAAUUGACAAGAUACGGCAGGAAAGUACAGCUUAUCCAGAGACACCAAUUGGGAGAGGACUCCAGUAAUAACCACAUUAUGAAAUGGGCGAUAAUCAGCGACGCUAUUUACAUCAGUGAUGACGAAGGUAAGCGCCGCCAUAAACGCCAACGUGCCAAAAAGACAAGGGGUCGAGCUCCAUGUAGUGAACCAUGUCUUUGUGAGAGGACCUUAAAAAGAGGUUCAUGUGACGUGCCAUGUGAGAAGUCGAACGUGAAGACAAUCAAGUGA